This is a messenger RNA of Rhipicephalus microplus (southern cattle tick), 2034 nucleotides long. Its product is annotated as group 10 secretory phospholipase A2. Gene Ontology annotation, biological process: lipid catabolic process; arachidonate secretion; phospholipid metabolic process. The record is from RefSeq and is a predicted model, not a curated record. NCBI's taxonomy places the organism in Eukaryota, Metazoa, Arthropoda, Arachnida, Ixodida, Ixodidae. Gene Ontology annotation, molecular function: A2-type glycerophospholipase activity; calcium ion binding.
GGCCAUGAUCGAGCGCCGGGCGCUCUCCAGGCGUAGGUCCGAUUCCGGUGGCAGCAGCCGGCUGCUGAAGAAGCAGGCUUCCGGGCUGCGCCAUGAGGGCCUGCUGCUGCCCGUGGCUGACAAGGGCGAGCGGCACCGCGCGGGUGCGCGUGCUCGGCGCAGCAUCGUCCAGUUGGCCAGCAUGCUUAAGUGCGUGUCCGGCUGCAACCCACUCAGCUACCGAGGCUACGGCUGCUUCUGCGGCUACAUGGGCGACGGAACGCCCGUCGACCACAUCGACAGUUGCUGCCUGGAACACGACUGGUGCUACUCGCAGUCCCCGUGCUCCAAGCUUUCCCUGUACCUGCUGCCCUACGACUGGCACUGCCUCACGCCCGGCUUGGCGCACUGCGCGCACCCGUCAUCACUGAGUCCACACGCCCACUGCGGUCAGCAGCUGUGCCAGUGUGACAUAGACUUCGCCAACUGCGUCAGCCGCUACCCGUGCCCUCGCAGAAGGGCCUCGUGUCAGCACAGCAAGUUCGCCGCGUUGCACGGAUUUCUGCACGGAAAAAAGAGAUAGCAAUUAACGAGCCCUGCCCCUCUCCAUUGGGGACAGGGUGCCGACCGAUACAAUAAUGGACUGCUGUAUGCUCGUGGACCAACACCCACUGCACUGCUGGUGCCUCCACAUUUGAGGCCACAUGGCCCUACGCCGCACAAGAGACGAAAAGUCAAAGGUCAUCGGCCUUCCGGUCAUCCAUCGGCCCGCCGACCUGGCUGGAGGUACAAAAGGCCACGGCAGGGCUCCACACCCUGGACUUCUAUGUGGUUGCCAACUAACCCUUCUGUCGCCGCAAACAAGACUUUCCACGGGAAGUCGCGAUCAUACGCCGGUGCCAAGAAGACGCCGGAAGAGCCGCCAGCGAAGACGGAACAUGAGAAAUCCACGCAGAUCGCACUAAUCGAUCCUCGAGAACUCCUACCCUUACCGGCGAAUAUUAGUGCGGUUCCACCCGAAACGCCAGGGCCACAAUAUGUGUUCCAUGGGAGCGAUGCCGUCAGCGCAGGUACUGUUUUGCUGAAAGAACAUUCGGAGGAGCUGACCACCGCGUUCCCCGAGACACUUCCAUCUUCGACUGCAAGCGUCGUGACGUCGAGUGACAUCGCAGAGGACCCUCUCAUACCGGAAUUGACGUCACCACCUCCGCAGAGGCCCACUGCUCUAAGAGAAGCCUUGAGUGACCGUCAGGCAAUGUUUAUUAGAAAGAAAGCGCCACUGUACGGCUCUCACUCGCCAGGAACUGGCUUCUUCUUGGAAGCUAAAUUAACUAAGUACCCAAAAGGGAGUGCACAAAACGUACCGAUUACACAAACGCCCGAGCAGAACCAAGACUCUGCGACUUCAAGCACGACUCCGGUGAGGCUUUCGAAGGACAACGUGAGCGCACUAGCUCAAAAUCAGUCGACACCAGCAACAACGACUUCACACAGAUUUUCUCUCAGUACCACACGACGUGCUGAGCACACAAGCGCGGUGCAGUUUCCUGUUGCCGAAGAAAGUUCUAGUGACAUACCGCCAUCACAUGAGCCAAGAGCUGCAGAUCCCUCUGGUAAGGCCAGUGAGCAAGCCACUGAGUCUUACGAACAGUCAAUGGUGAGAAAGCAGCUAGGCGCUCACAGUGCUGAAACACAGCCUAGUCCGCGCUGAACCACUUGCAGGGUCCGUCAGGCCUACCUCAAAAUUGUGAUUGGUUUGCUUUCUGUGGCGUGCACUGGGCCAGGUAGAAUAGACAUUGUGAGUCGAAACCUUGAUAGCUUUUUGUUGUUAGACAAUUCACUGUCAAAGACUGUUGUACAAAACUGUUAUGUUUUUGCAGUGAGCGCGUGUUUGUGUUAUAUGGCAGAAAAGAGAAGAGCUAGGACCAUUGUAUUUGCCAACCUGUGUAUUCUGCACUGUUAUGCGACACAGACAUUACUGUCGUACUGUUUUAAUUAUUUUAAUGCUUCACAAGCUGCAUAUAUUUCAUCAAUAAAUGUUACUGAUCCAUUUCA